This is a messenger RNA of Polyodon spathula (Mississippi paddlefish), 9542 nucleotides long. RefSeq names its product thyroid receptor-interacting protein 11-like. The record is from RefSeq and is a predicted model, not a curated record. The coding region runs from base 488 to 6415 and encodes 1975 amino acids. Lineage: Eukaryota; Metazoa; Chordata; Actinopteri; Acipenseriformes; Polyodontidae. The transcript is spliced from 21 exons. Gene Ontology annotation, cellular component: Golgi apparatus. Gene Ontology annotation, biological process: endoplasmic reticulum to Golgi vesicle-mediated transport; Golgi organization. Gene Ontology annotation, molecular function: small GTPase binding.
GAGAGCAGUGUGGACAUGGCUGUCGUCGAGUUGGCAGGGGAAAACAGCUGUACACACUGACAUAAAAACAAUAACACUGGGGAUUGAAAACCUGUCGCUUAAUAUUUGAAAUUGUUGACAUUUCUAUUGGACUGCCUGAACCUGUCAAUGUUUUGUUUGUUUUCGAGAAACUAGCUGUUCCUUUCCCCGGUCGGUCAAGUUUAACAAAGCCUCGGGUUUUCUUGCAGGAAUUAACCGAAAAUCUCAAACUCCAAGCCGCCUCGGUAACACGGUGUAAUACCCGGCUUAAAAUCGUAUCAAGUUCUUCAACAAAGCGCAAUCGAAUAGUUUGGUUGGUUAUUGUGUUUUUUAGGUGUUUUUUUUUUUUUUUUUUUUUUGACGCUGUUGACGUUUUAUAUUGACAGUACAUUAAUAUUUAAGUAAAAGCAUUUAUGAGGACACUACCCGGUUAUUUAUAGGUCGUGGUCUCGACUCUCCCGUUACAGAAAUGGCUUCUUGGCUUGGUGGGAUCGGUACGGGGCUUGGACAGUCUCUAGGGCAGGUUGGUGGGAGUCUGUCAACGUUUACCGGCCAGAUCUCUAGCUUUACCAAAGACAUUCUCCUAGAGGGUACAGAAGAAGUUGGGGAUGCUGCCACUGAACUGCAGCAUAAAGAGCUGGAAGCAGCCUAUAUCGCACAGAAGUCAGAGUAUGAACGAUUGAAAAAAAUCCACAUGGAGCUAGAGGAGAAGCACGAAGCUGCAGAAAUCCAGAUAAAACAACAGUCUUCUGAGUACAGGGGUCAAUUACAGCAGAAAGAGGUGGAGAUAAGCCACCUGAAAGCCAGGCAGAAUACCCUGCAGGAUCAGCUGCACAAACUGCAGACAGUUGCACAGUCUGCUCAAGGCGAUGCUGCCAUAUUGUCUGCCACCUCCACAUCCACCUCCUUUCUUUCUAGUGAUAGACCUCAUCCAAGCUUUCAGGGCGAUGACAUGGACUUUGGAGAUGUGAUCUGGUCUCAGCAGGAGAUCAACCGCCUGUCCAAUGAGGUGUCCAAACUCCAGGCAGAAGUCUCUCACUGGAGGACUCUGUCACAGACAUCUAAAACUGAAGGGGCAGUCAGUACUAACCAGGGUGAGAUCUACAAGCUGCAAAAAACUAUUAAGGAGUUAAAAGAAACUAUGAGUCGGGAAAUUGAUGAACACCAGCAUGAGCUCUCAGCAUUGCAAGAUGCACACAGGCAUAAACUGGCAGAGAUUACAUGCCGGCAUCGGGACGAACUUGCCGAGUAUGAAGAGAGAAUUGAAGAGUUGGAGGAGCAGUUACAGCCAGGUGGCUCCAGCGCAGGGACCCCAGAACAUUUCAAAGCCUCAGUGCAGCAGCAGACCAUUCGUGCUAUGGAGAUUGAACCGACUUCCAGAAAACACAGCACAGAAGAACUGGAGCACAAGAUAAAAGAGAUGACUGAAAGCCUCAUCACUGCUGAGCAGGAGCGUGUCACCUUGCUUCAAGAAAAGGAAAAUGCUCAGGCUGAGACAGAUACAUUAAUGCAGACUUACAAAAGACUGCAGAACACUGUAGAUGAGCUUCAGACCAGAGUGGAUGAUCAAACAGAAAAAUCUAUGCAAAUAUCACAUCUGGAAAAUGAGAUUAUCGGCUUGAGAAAAGCAUUAGUAGAUGCAGAAAAGGAAAUAACAAGGCUGAAAAAUCAAAAUCAGUCAAAAGCUGAAGUAGAACAUGCAGACAUUUCAGAAUUGAAUACAAUAAUUAAGACCUUGAAGGAAGAAAAAGAACAGAUAGAAAAAGAAAAGACAAUUCUGCAGGAACAUCUUGAAAACAUAAAACCUCAGCAAACGGUUGAGGACAAUACUGGAAUUAAUGAAGAACUUAGAUCAAAGUUAUUGGAAGUGAAAGAACUGAGUGAAAAACUGCAAGAAAAAGAAAGACUGUUGGCAGACUGCACCAUGGAAAGGGACACACUGAUGGCAGAAGUAGAAGAAUUAGACAAACAAAACCAAGAGGCAACUCUGCACCUGAUUUCAAUCAAGGAUCAGCUGUUGCAACAACGUAAAGAGGCAGAUAUCACCAUAGAUCGAUUACAAUUGGAACUGGAGAGCACUAGAAAGGAUCUGGUCAAACGUGAGUCACAACACAAGACAAUGCAAAGGGAGAUAGAGUCACAGCGUGAAAAACUGAGCCAGAGUGCAUUUACCCUCAAUGAUAUGCACAUGAGUAAACAGCAAGUCCAGGAAACCAUGAAGGACCUCAAACAGCAACUGGGGAAAGCUCAAGAGCGCAGCGCAAAUUUUAAGAAGGAGAACACUGAGCUGAAGGAACAGCUGCAGAAAACUGAAGAGGAGCUUUCUGCAGCCAAGCUGGAGUUAUCAAAGUCUGGUGACAGCACUUCAGACAGUGGGCAGCAGGAGGAGCUACUUGAACAAAAGGAAAGAGAAAUUUCUAAAUUGAGGCGAGAAAUUUCAGAAAGCAAAAACUUGCAUGAAAAAGUACUGGCUACAAAUUAUGAGCUCAAAAUGGAAGUUAAAAAGUUGCAAGUAGAUUACAUGAAUGUUAAGGGGAGUCUAGAAGUUGUGAAUCAGCAGCUUAGAGAUGCACAAUCUGUUAAAGACAAGGUCACCAUGGAAAAAGACACUAGGCUGGAAGCUUUAAGAAUGGAAAAGGUACAAUUGGAAACUGAACUGAACCAGACUGAAAAGAGGUUAAUGGAACAGGCUAAACAAUAUCGGCAAACUAUUGAGGAGCUUACAAAGGCACGGAACAUGGAUGCCUCUGCCUUGCAAACAGAGCAUGAGCGCCUGGUUAAAUUAAACCAGCAAAAGGACUUUGAGAUAUCCGAGCUAAAACAAAGCAUUGAGCAAGUGGAAGCUGACCACCAAGAAACUAAAGAGAUGCUGACAUCUAGCUUAUCUGGACAGAAACAGCUGACAGAGUUAAUCAAAGAGAAGGAUGUGUUUAUGGAAAAGUUUAAAGAAAGGGUGACAGAAUCUCAAAAGGAACUGGAGAGGUAUGCCAAGGCAACUAAAGAAUGUCAGGUCCUUAAGCAUGCCCUUGAAGAAAAAGAUACGCAGCUUGGUGUGAUGAAAGAAGAAAACAGUCAUCUCAAAGAGGAAAUCGAUCGUCUGAAGGACCAGCAGAGUAGACCCCAACCCAUUGCUGAGCCCAAAACUCUGGAUAUAAUAACAGAACUGGAGACUGAGAUCGCACAACUCAAAACAAAAAAGGAUGGCUUAGAAGAUGAGAUAACGGAUCUAAAGAAGAUAAUGAUGGAGCAAAAAGGAAGCUUUCAGGAUUCCUUGCAGGAACAAGAAAGGGAGCUGGAUCAGGCCAAAACCAUGACUUUUACAUAUGAGAAACUCAUUUUGGAGAAAGAUAAGGAGAUUGUUAGCCUUCAGGAGUCCAUAGAUCAGAUCAAGAUGCAGUUUCAGAGGGAAAUGCAAGUAAUCCACACUGAUUCAGUUAUUCUGCAGGAAGAUAAGAGCGAGUCAUUGAACCGGGAGAAUGGGAAUGAGAAACAUGAUUUGUCCAAAGUUGAGAUUGACAGACUGGUCAAUGGGAUGAAGGAAAAAGAAAUAGAGAUGAAUCUUCUUAAUGAGAAGAACUUGUUCUUGACCAAACAAUUGGAUCAGCUGGUUGUCUCAAAAGAUGAAAUUGGUAAACUUACUUUGAUCGUCCAGCAGAAGGACUUGGAGAUACAAGCUCUUCGUGCAAGGGUCACCUCUGGAACCUACAUGCAAGAUGGUGUCUAUCUGCAACAACAGAUACAAGCUUAUGCAAUAGAAAGAGAACAAGUUUUGGCAGUGUUGAAUGAGAAGACUAGAGAGAACAGUCAGCUGAAGUCUGAAUAUCAUAGACUCAUGGACAUUGUAGCUGCCAAAGAAACUACCCUUCUGAAGCUCCAAGAAGAAAAUCAGAAGAUGUCUAGCAUGAAUGAUAUUGGAAGCCAAGACAUGGUGCGAGAGACUAUCCAAAACCUUUCAAGAAUCAUCAGGGAAAAAGACAUUGAGAUAGAUGCCUUGACACAGAAAUGCCAAACCUUGUUGGCAGUCCUUCAAACGUCCAAUAGCAGUCCGGGCAGCGAAUCAAGUGGUGUGAGUAGUAAUCAGUUUGAAGAGCUUCUCCAGGAACGGGACAACUUAAAGCAGCAGGUGAAGAAGAUGGAGGAAUGGAAGCAGCAGGUUAUUACCACCGUCAAGAACAUGCAGCAUGAGUCGGCUCAGCUCCAGGAAGAGCUUAUCAAACUACAAAGCCAGGUCUCAUCCGAAAACGACUGCAACUCUAAACUGUCUGUCCAUUAUAACAGCUUGAUCCAGGGUUAUGAACAGAAGGAGAAGCAGCUAGGUAGUCUAAGUCAGGAGCUUGCUCAGGUUCAGCAAAGUAUCAGUCAGCUUAGUAGCACCAAGGACUUCCUAGUUGAAAAACUAGGCCUAAAUCUAGAAGUGCACAUUCCAGAAGUAAUAACUCCUUUAAUGACAGCUACUCCAUCCGAAGGUACAAUUCUGGAAGAGAAUGAAGGACAGGUAAAAAGGCUGCAUCUUGAGCUGGAACAUUUGAGGAAAGUUAUAGAGGAGAAAGAUACAGCUAUAAGGACGCUUAAAGAAAAUAAUCAUCGGUUGUCUAACUCUUUGGCUUCUGCAUCCGAGAGUGAAAAAAAAGGACAAGCAGCAGCAGCAUCUGAGAUCAAGCAGACAAAGGAUAGACUCGAUGUUCUUCAGAAAUCUCUAAGAGAAAAAGAUCUUCUUAUCAAAUCCAAAGGUGACCAGCUGAACCCUUUGACUGAAAGUCUGAGAAACAAAGAAAAUGACAAUGAAGUGCUGAAACAAGCAGUGACCAAUCUCAAAGAAAGAACAUUGAUUUUGGAAAUGGACAUUCACAAGCUAAAAGAGGAGAAUGACCAAAUAAUGGUGAAGUCCAGAGAGAAAGAGACUGAGUUCAGAGCCUUGCAGGAGACAAACAUGCAGUUUUCCAUGCUUUUGAGGGAGAAAGAGUUUGAGUCAAAUUCCAUGAGGGAAAAGGCAUCUGCCUUGGAGAAAAUGCUGAAGGAAAGGGAGCAGGGUAAAUCGGGUGAAUUAAACCAGUUGUUGAAUGAGGUAAAGUCAAUGCACGAAAAGGCAGUCAAAUUCCAAAAAGAGAGAGACCAGAUGAUGCUAGCUCUAAAGCAGAAGCAGAUGGAAACAAGUGCUAUUCAGAAUGAGUUGCAGCACUUGCGUGACAAGGAGCAGCGGCUAGCACAGGAGCUGGAUCGUCUGCGUAAUCACCUGAUCGAGAUGGAGGAUUCAUACACCCGGGAAGCUGUUGCUGCAGGGGACCGAGAGACAGAAUUGAGGAGAAAGGUCACAGUCCUACAAGAAAAGCUAGACUUCUCCUCCAGUGCUGUGGAAAGUGCAAGCAACCAAGCAAGUAUGCAAGUGGAAUCAUUACAGGAGCAAUUGAACACUGUUGUGCGUCAGAGAGAUGAAACCUUAAUACAACUGAACAUGUCACAAGAGCAAGUGAAACAGUAUGCAGUGUCACUCUCCAACCUGCAGAUGGUGCUAGAACAAUUCCAACAAGAGGAGAAAGCAAUGUAUUCAGCAGAACUGGAGAAGCACAAGAAGGAAAAGGCAGAGUGGAAGAGGAAAGCAGAAAAACUGGAGAACAGAGUGUCAAGCCUGCAGACGAAUCUGGAUGAAGCCACUACAGCCCUGGAGUCUGCAUCAAGACUGACUGAUCAGCUGGACCUGAAAGAAGAGCAAAUUGAGGAAUUAAAUAGACAAGUGGGCCUUAGACAGGAGAUGCUGGAAGAUGCUCAGAAUAAGCUUAUGAAUCUUGUGAACAGUACUGAAGGGAAAGUAGACAAAGUCCUAAUGAGGAACUUGUUUGUUGGUCACUUUCACACUCCAAAGAACAAGCAACAGGAGGUUCUCAGGUUAAUGGGAAGUGUGCUGGGACUCAAGAAAGAAGAGAUGGAUGAGCUGAUGGAGGAAGGUCGUGGAGUUACUGGAUGGGUGUCUAGUUGGCUUGGUGGCCGAAGUGCUCAAAGUGUCCCGAACACACCUCUGAGACCAGGGCAUGCAUCCGUUUUAAACAAUUCUUUCUCCGAGUUGUUUGUAAAGUUUUUGGAAGUAGAGUCGAGGCCACCACCGAAGCUGCCUGUGUAUGACAUGAAGCCUUUGAGUGCACCACCACCUGGCAAGCAUUCCAGCAGCACAGCAGCCAGUGCCACAGGUCUUCCUGGAGCAAACAAAAGGAUAGACUUCAAUCCCUUUUUGGCCCCACGUUCAGCAGCUGUGCCACUCAUGACAACAGCAGCCCCUGGAGCAGGUGGGACCGGCCAUCUUCUGAUGAAGCCCAUCUCUGAUGCCUUGCCUACAUUCACACCUUUACCUGUGUCUUCUGAUGGCAGUGCGGGGGCAGUGCUGAAGGACCUCCUCAAACAGUAAAGGACAACCAUGCUCCCUUAAGCACUUUAUAAGAGGAAUGGAAACUAAAACUGGAUACUUAAAACAAAAAAGGCCUUCCUUAAGUUAUCACAAUGCAGAGUACCUAAUGCAAAAUGCACCCUGUUUCCAAAAAAUCAUCAUGCUGUGAUAAGGACUUCACUUGCAAAGUAACAUCCAGGUCAUUGUUUGUUUAAAGGUUUUGCCCUGGUGUUUAGAGUUAUAUAAUUCCUGGGUUCAAAUCCUAGUUCAGUCACUACUUUAAACUGUAAUCUCUAAGGUCUUUGCUUUUGUGUGAAUAAGUUGUACUGAGCUUUACAACUGGGUACAAGCAGAUUACUAACUGGAAAUGAUAUGACCUUUAACUUGGGCUGUCUUAGCAAUGUUAUAGAUUCGUUGUCUGUUUUUACAACUGCCCUGAUUCAGUAAGACUAGUUAUUUAUAUCUGUGAUAGUAUUUUUUAUGUAAGUUAAUAUUCAGCAACAUAUAUAUGUGGGAUAUUUAUCUUCUUUGGCACAAGGCACGUCAAAGAUUUGUAAGUUAUCACAUCUGGUAAAUUCGUACAGACACUCUAUUUUAAAUCCUUCUGGUGGUUUAUAAGCAAUUACAGCUACUUUACAAAAGGCAUGUGGUAUAAGCAGUAGUUAAUGUUUGAAACUUGAUUUGAGUAUUAUUACCAGAUACCCAGCAAUGAAUUGUUAACGUAAUCCUUUAAAUAUAAAGCACCGUUAUGCCUCAACCAUGAUAUAGUUGGAAGAAUUGAAGGUAUUUCCUGUUUUCAGUUGGCAGUGUUUCACAGAGCUUUAAGAAUCUGGAAAAAACACACAAUCCAUAUGAGUAUUUAUGAAGUAUGAGCUGAAAUCUGUGUGAAUUGUUAGCAGCAAAUUUUGAAAAUGAAGAAUAUCGUGACCACCCCCACUAGAAAGAUGUAGAUACUCUAGGUAUAAACAUGGCCAGUGUAAUUUUGUGUCUUCUGUAAAUUUUGUAGUGAUCAGUAAAGAAAGAUUCUUCAUUGUACUGCAACUAAUACUAGUUACUUAAACCUGUAAGAAUGCAAUCUUUUAUUAUUUCUAAAUAUACUGUCCUCAGCAAUGGCUUUGCUGUAGUUCAAGCAGUAUCAUUUUUCAUUUGGCUAUGUUGUGUUCAGAAGAGGUUCAAAUGGCCAGGUUCUUACUUUUAUCAUUAUUUAAAAUUGUGCUAAAUUGUACUCUCAAUUUGUUAUUCUGUUGUGGAGCUCAUUUGCGGUUGUUGAGUGUUUGCUCACCAAGACACAUGUGUUGCUUUGUUAAAUUGUUGGUUAUUUUAAAGUUAAUUGAUGACACUAUGCUUUAUCACAAUUCUGCAUUUAUGUUCCUAAAAAUUGGGUUGUUCAUUUUUACUCACACUUCUAUGAUAUUAGUGGCUGAAGGUAUUAGGCAAUCUUGCCACUGGAAUCCUGCUUCUUAGUCUAGGUAGACAUCCAGUUGCUCUUAGAAAAUACUUUAUUGUAUAUACUGAAUGGUUGAGGGGAAGGAAGACCACACAAAAACAAGCAUUUUUGUUGAUCUUAUAAAGUUAAUUACAACAAACCAAAAAUAAAUGUAUGACUGCUGAUUCAGAUUGCAGGCAGUCUCCUACAGGGUUUUAUACAUGUAAACCGUAAGUAGCUGGUCAUUGAAUUGUGAGUUGAUUCUUGGUAUUCUAGGAUCCUGUUUGUUAAGCAUCCAAGUGCUUUAUUUCAUUUUUCCAAACAAUUUGAUCUGAUUUGACAGAUUAUGCUACCGGGACUGCAUUAAAGACGAAAGCAUGCUUUACAUCUAAUUUUAGUAUAUUAUGUUAGAGUAAAAUCUUAUUGCCACUUAAAAUACAGCAAUGUUCAGAGAUCACUUUGUAGUCAGUUAUUCGUGAAUUGUAUUGACAAAGAUCCACCUCUGGAAUAAAUGAAAACAAACUAGAAUGUCCACUGCAAACCAAAUCCUAACUUGAUUUUUUCCAAGUGUUUAUUGUCCAAAUGAACACUUUGCAGAAAAUGUAUUUAAGCUUUGUUUUAUGGAAGAAAGUAAAUGCUCUUGGCACAUGGCUAUUCUGUCAGGUGCAUUUACUAAGUUGCUUGUUUCUACCAAUAAUAUUAAACAGAGAGUGACUGUUUGGGAAGCAGACAUGAUCUAAAAAAAAGUAAAUGUCUGCAUUAAAUGUUUGCUAGAUUCAAGCAGCAAAUAUGUAUAAAGAAAAUAUCUUUGCAUAGAAAGACAGUACAUGGGGUGAGAAUUAAACCUUGCCUUUAAAUUGUGUGAGGUGGUAUUACUGGAGGUUUUGGUAGUGCAUUACGAGCAGCACAAACUUUCACUUUAUUGUUUUAUAUCCAGUACCACAAUAAAUUACACGCCUUUUAGAGGAACGUGUUUGUUUUGAGAUGUUCUGCACUGAAACUUCAAUAACAUAAUUGUGCAACAAGUUUCAGAGGCUUUGGGACUUCAUUCAGUUUACUCUUUGUUUCACUACAGCUGCAGUAAACUGCGCCUGACUAAGUGACCGGAAGUAUACUAUGUUGAAGUUGAAUGUCAAUAGUGGUUUACAACCCACCUUAUCGGCACAAUUUUACAAAUAGGGCCUGUAAUAAGGGCUCAUGUCUGACUUGUUGAUGGCGAAUCAGAAAGAACAGUGAUCUAGCCUUGUAAGUCUUUGUGAUUCACUUUUAAAUCCCAACAAAGUAUUAACAUCUAACUUGAAUACACUCAUUGCUUACUUCUGUUCACUCGUCCAGGCACAGUUCAAUGCUGCUGAUACAAAGAGUAGAUUAUAAGUGGGCAGCCUUUGAAACUCACUGUACAAUAACUGGUUUCAUGAUAUUUCAAAGAAAAAUUUGAACUGACUUGAAGCAAAUUGUUUUCUCUAAAAAGUGACUGAUUUAUUAUGGUAUUUUUGGCAUCCAAAAAUAUACAAUGAACAGUUCCAGUACAUUUAUAUAGCUCCCUACUGUCAAUAAGUGUUUGGUAAUGUACAAUAUAAUUAUGAGAAUGAAUUGAACAGUGCAUAAUGCCAUAUGUAGUAUGUAUUAAGCUUCAGGUGUAAUUAUUGGGUGACGGUGUUACUGGAAAGCUGUAGGAUCCUAUCUAUGUGUACAUAAAAUUAAAUAUUUUUUUGCACAAGA